Messenger RNA from Wyeomyia smithii (pitcher-plant mosquito), 1970 nucleotides. Its product is annotated as trichohyalin. The transcript is spliced from 6 exons. The coding region runs from base 378 to 1715 and encodes 445 amino acids. NCBI's taxonomy places the organism in Eukaryota, Metazoa, Arthropoda, Insecta, Diptera, Culicidae. The record is from RefSeq and is a predicted model, not a curated record.
AGCCAGCGUCAUUUGCUGGCCUACUGGCGGCAGUAGCUGCAGUCAAAAAGCUGUUCUCGUCCUCGGAAGGGCGCUCUGUCGGAUACGUAGGAAGUGGCCAAAUUGCCACAUACAUACGCUAGCAGCUGGUUCGCUGGUUGUCCAGCUCAAUUCCACUCCGGAGCGGAGAGUUGUUCAAAUAUUGGCUUUGGUCAUUAGCCGGAAAAGUCGUUGAUGCCGAAGAAUGUGUCUGCGUUCACACAGAGGAUAGUUAAGAGAUUUGGUGUGUUAUUUUUUUCGGGCUCACUGUUGACAACGGCAUUUCAGUGGUAGUGACGUAGAAGAGGCGCAAAUUAAAAAGCAAAAGUAUUUUUUUUAUUUGAUGCGUCAGUGGUGAUAUGGAGCACCAGGAUCGAACGGGUGGUGGCGGGGGUGGUAGUGACGGCAGGAAACACAACACCCACCUUCGCCGUCGACUGGCUAAGCUCAAAGUGCCUCGGUCACGUGGCGGUAGAAUGACCGAUAUGGCCGAUGUUGAGGACUUUACGAUAUGCGAAUGCAACUUUAUCGUGAAACCGUCCCGACCGUCGGAUGUGAAUCUCCCACGCGUGACCGCCCAGCUGGAAAAACUGAUGGGGACCAACGUGGUACGGCUAACGGAUCGGAAGUACAUGCAGGAUCUGCAGCGGCGCAUCCAGGAAGAUUAUAACGUCACUCUGGAGAAACGGAUUCAGGAGCGGGAGUAUGAAGAGCUCGAGCGUCAAAAGUAUCUCAUUCUGAGUGGAAAGUACAGCCUCUACAAUUGCCCCCGCCGAUUGAUCCCGUUGCACAGUGUAGUUUUGGCCAAAGAAUUGGAUAGAGAGCGCAAUCUGAUCCUAUCGGGAGCUGGUGAUUCCAUCCCCGAUGAGUUGAACAGCGCAGUUUUCAACGUCAACAAGAAGACAAACCAGGAGAUCUGCAGCAAACGUGAAAAGCUCAAAACCAUCCGGGAGAAAAAUGCCGAACGGUUGAUCAAGCAGGGGCUCCGUUGGGAGCGCGAGCGGCUCCAGAUGGAGGACUACAACCGGCAGCAGGAAAUCGAGCGUCGUUCCCGUCGCGAGCAGCUACUGGAGAAGGAAAAACUCUACAUGAUCGAAGACGAUGAGCGGGCACUGAAUCUACUCCGAUUGAAGACGAAAAAGGGACCCUGCCGGGAUAUGGACUUGCGAGCUUUGCUCAUGCAGCAGAGGGUCGAACUGGGCGAAAAGAUUCAAAAGCGUGACUUCGAUACGAACGUCGAAAAGCGGAUGGAUUCCGACCGAAGCAAGGAGAAGAAGAAGAAACGUCACCGGAAGCAACCGAACAAGACAGUGGAGGGGCAGCUUGCUUCCCCGGAGGAAGGUUACAUCUCGAUGAAUCAGGGCGAAAUUCCGAGUGAUUUGGAGUCUUCGAUCAUGAUUAAAAUUGAGAAGGACAGUAAGGAUUCUGGGGACGAAUCGGAUGCGUUGGACGAUGCGAGUACAACGGAAACCGCGGAAGGUGCUGGUGGCUCGGAAGCUGAAGAUGCCGAAACAGCCGAAGCUGAAGCGAUGAAGGAAGAGAUGAAUAAGGUGCUGGAGAAGAAGAAAGUUAAGGCACGGAACGAGGAUCCGAAGAUUACCCGGUUGAAGGAAGCGGAUACGGUUGAUGAUAUUUAUAACAUUGCCGAUGAGAUAAUAGUGCUCGAGAAGAAAAAAGUCAAGAAAGGAUUCAAGUAAAAGCGCGGCGAUGACAUCUUCUACCUAGUGGAACUGCAGAAAAUAGUUUGUUGUGUUUGUCAGCCAAGGCGGAUAAAUUAUCAUGUGAUAAAAUUUGUAGCGAUUACAUAUGUUGAUUUCGUAGAAGAAAAAAAAAACUGUUGUUCGAUGCACAAACAAAUUGAUACAAUGUAUAAUAACUAUAGAUGCGUGUUAUAAUCCAGUUGAAAAUGAAAAAAAUAAACAGCAAUGUCAGAUUUUUUUUUCUUCAUCUAU